Magallana angulata is the source of this 950-nucleotide messenger RNA. RefSeq names its product protein SREK1IP1-like. The transcript has 5 exons. The coding region runs from base 135 to 722 and encodes 195 amino acids. NCBI's taxonomy places the organism in Eukaryota, Metazoa, Mollusca, Bivalvia, Ostreida, Ostreidae. Gene Ontology annotation, molecular function: nucleic acid binding; zinc ion binding. The record is from RefSeq and is a predicted model, not a curated record.
AAAAUAAUCUGAAACUUAAUAGAGGAAAUUUGGAACAUCUUGGUAUUGUUUUGUGAUUAAACGUUUAAUCUAUAGGCCAAUAGCCAUCACAUUGAGUGAGAAAUCUUAUAUCAAGGGAGAAGUUUAAAAACACUAUGGACACAUUUGCACCAAAGUCAGGUGAUGGAGUAAGAGCAGCAUGCAAAAGAUGUGGUUAUGCUGGUCACCUGACCUUCCAGUGCCGUAACUUUAUCAAAGCUGACCCAAAUAAAGAGGUGUUAUUGGACGUUAGCAGCACCAGCUCAGACUCCAGUGAUGUGGACUUUGUAUCACCGCUUACGCAACUGAAAAAAGAAAAAUUUGAGAAGGAAAAAGAAAAGAAGACAUCAUUGAAGAAAAAGAAGAAAGAAAGGUCAAGAUCACGGUCACCAGUGAAGAAGAAAAAGUCCAAAAAACACAAGAAAAACUGGUCUGACUCUGAGAGUGAUUCUAAAAGUGAUAUAUCAGAAUCCUCUCACAAGAAAAAGUAUCGAAAGUCAAAGAAAAAGCACAAGCAUCGCGACAGUGACUCAAGUGACAGUGAAGACCAAAGUGAUAACAGAUCAAGGAGGAAGCACAAAAAGAAAUCAAAAAAGCACAAAAAACAUCAGGAUUCCAGCAAGAGUGACUCCGAUUCUGGGAAAGGGGGGCGUGGGAAGUAUAGCAGCUCAAAAUACUAUGUGUCAUACAAAGAGAUGAUGUAAAAAGAUCAAAUUUUGUACAUUCUUGAGAAAUAUAAAUGCUCAGAAAACCUCAUCUAAAAGACAAUAAUGGACAUGGAUUCCCAAAUCUAACUCUGAAGUGUACAAGUCAGAGGGGAAUUCAUUAUACAUUGACGAACAAUAAAAAUUAUUCCAAGUAAAUUGUACAGUGUACAUCUAAAUUAUUGUCAUUUUGUGUCACAAAAAUAAAAUUGCAGUGUUCCAGAGGCA